AUGCUUCGUAUGUACAUAAUAUCUCGCCGGAAUAUCCGCCUCCCCAACCUCCGCCGCGCCUUAUCUUCCUCCGGACGAAAUUCAGAAAACUCCACCGAUGCCCUGAACAAUCUGAAGAAUUCCCAAAAUGCCCCUCUUCCUCCAGCCGUGCACCACCAGAAUCAUCAUCCUUCCCCUCUAUCUUCCUCCUCCUCUUUGCUGUCCAAAACUUCCAUACUGGCGGCCCUCUCCGCCACCCUGCUGGUUGUUUCCUGCACACUUAUUCCCACCCAAGAUGACACCGUUUCGGGACCCAGUAACAGGAAGUCUUAUUUAUUGUACAAAGAAAUUGAAAAUGUCAUUGAAAAGUCAAAUGAAUCGUUUAAUAAGAUUUUGAAUAGAAUGAAGCAGACGGGGGCAGCGGCGUCGGUGCUCUGCCAGUCUUUAAGGUCGGUUAUGUCAUCUGCCAACCACGAGGUUCGGGCAGGGUUCGAGCUUCGGGUGGCAGCUUUGUUGGCCGACAUUGUGGCUGCUAGCGAGAACAGGAGAGCGGCCAUUGUUGAGGCAGGUGGGGGUAAGGUGGUGGAUUGGCUGUUGGAGACAGUGGCCAUGCCCAAAGAGGGGAAUGGGACGCAGGCCGAGUCUGCGAGGGCAUUAGCGUACUUAAUUGCGGAUGCCAAUGUGAACGAGGCCGUCUUUGCACGGCCUGAUGCUGUUCCGAAUUUGUUGAGGUUUAUUUUCUCUGCUCAACCUCAACGAUUAAAGAAACAGUCCACACGUAGUUCAUUCGAUGUUUCUGAUUCAUUGAAAGGCAGGAGCAUGCUUGUAGCAGCAAUUAUGGAUGUUGUCACUUCCAACUGUGACAGCGUGGAAAAGUUAUCUGUUAAGCCCUUGCUACCAAAAGAUGCUAAAAUGAGAGAUAUUGCAGCAGCUAUUGAAGUAAUUGAGGAGGGUGGAAUGAAUUGGGAUGAGCAACACGGGGAUGAAGAUGAUGAUAAUGGUGAUCAAGGAAUGAAGGGUAUUGGAAUCAAGGUUCUUGGAGGUACCACAGUUUUAGGGCUUUCACAAACUAGUGGGUUUGUAGAGAUGGAGCAUUCUGAUGCCCAUCACUCAAGAACAGAGAAAAGUGCGCCAAAGAAUCUCUUGUUUAACAAAAUAAAAGAAAAAUUUCCAGCUCAAGCAAAUCUAUCUUCUGCAGUUGUUCCUGGCCUUUGGGAUGAUUUGCAUUCUGAACAUGUGGCUGUUCCAUUUGCUGCAUGGGCCCUAGCAAACUGGGCAAUGGCAUCUGAUGUUAAUCGUUCUCAUAUUCAAGAACUGGAUCAGGAUGGACAUGCAGUCAUGAGUGCUUUGAUGGCACCUGAGAGAUCAGUAAAAUGGCAUGGGAGUUUGGUAGCUCGGUUGCUCUUAGAGGAUCGCAAUCUGCCAUUAAAUGAUUCUGUUUCUGAUUGGAGUUCUAGUCUUCUUAACACUAUUUCUCAUGCAAGCAAAACUCAGGACAUAACUUUGGCUCAAGUGGCUUUGUCCACGUUACUGGUUUCUAUUGAGAGAAGCCCCAAAUCACGGGAAGUUUUAAUGAACAGGGGUCUUCAUUUGAUGAGAGAAAGUGCUAAACAAACAUUGAAGCAUAAACCUGUCCAAGAAUUGCUGGCAAAAGCUUUGGAAUUAAUUUGUUCCGGGGAACUGCAUAUGUCUCUUGAAGAGAGUCAAAAAUGGUCAGCCAUUCUGCUUCCUUGGGUAUUUGAAAAGUUCAGCUCUGACACAAUCCGUUCUUCAGCAAUAAAUAUCCUUUCACAUAUUCUUGACGAUUAUGGGCCAUCCUCCGUACUGAUAUCUCAAGCAUGGUUAACUAUGUUGUUAACAGAUGCUCUAAGCUGCAGGAAGACAUCCUUAACAAAAGGAAAUGCUCAGCUUACAAGUGAUAAAGUGAAGACACAAAUUGAGCAGUCAAAUGUUGUUUCUGCCACCCAGACUACAAAUCAGUUGGCAAGUGCUGUUGUUGAUUUAGCAGGAACACAAUUGGGGACAACUACUGACAGUGAUGAUACAUUUCCAUUAGCUGAUCUUCUCUCACGUGAACCUUUUGCAGGACCAUUUAAGUAUCUUAAGAAAGACAAAGCACCAAAGAUUAGUGCUGCAGAUUCUGCAUUGGCCACUCUAAAAGGGAUUAAAGCACUGACGGAAAUAUGUGCUGAAGAUUUUCUCUGUCAAAACAAAAUAGCUGACUUUGGAGUCCUGUGUUUACUUAGACGCCUUUUGUUGGAAGAUGAUUAUGAGCAACUAGCUGCAAUUGAAGCAUAUGAUGCAUCAAAAGCCCUGGAAGCACAGGAUCCAGUGCCAUCUGCCCCUGGUGAGUCAGCUGGGGUUGACACUAUUGGUCCAUCCAAUUUACGAGUUCCUGCUACUGCUCACAUUCGUAGACACGUAGCUAGGCUUCUAACAGUUCUUUCAGUUCUUCCAAAGGUCCAGAAAGAAAUUGUAGCAGAUGAAUAUUUGUGUAAAUGGCUUGAGAAAUGUGCUAAAGGGCAGAUUCUGGGUUGCACUGACCUUAAAAUUCAGAGUUAUGCCAGGGCAACAUUAUUAAAUGUAUUUUGUUGUAAUGAAGCUGGUAAAAAUCCUGAAAAUGACGAUGUUCCUGAUGGGAGUUCUUUGAACAAAAAGAAUACUUGCAAUCACUAUGCUGACAUCAUAUUUUUAAUUAAUCCUGAAUUGCCACAUUGGAAGUGUAUGGAAAAAAGAACUCCAGCCUCUCCUGAUAAAUCAUCUCCAGGUGAUGAUGAUUUUGCUGAGAGGGAGCAUGAAGCUUUGGGUGCUGAUUGCUCUCCUGCUUCAACAUCUGGAUUUAAAAGCAACUCAGAUAUGGAGUUUCCUCCACUGGAUAUUGUCUUUGUCCAUGGUCUGCGUGGUGGUCCCUUCAAAUCUUGGCGGUUAUCUGAGGACAAGUCAUCAACAAAGUCUGGCCUUGUAGAGAAGAUUGAUGAAGAAGCUGGGAAACAAGGAACAUUUUGGCCUGGGGAAUGGCUUUCAGCUGACUUUACUCAUGCCCGCUUGUUUAGUCUCAAACACAAGACAAAUCUUACUCAGUGGUCUGGAGCAAGUCUACCUCUACAGGAAGUAAGCUCCAUGCUGUUAGAGAAACUUGUUGAUGCGGGCAUUGGUGAUCGGCCUGUUGUCUUUGUAACACAUAGCAUGGGAGGCCUGGUUGUCAAGCAGAUGUUGUAUCAAGCAAAAGCAGAAAACAAGAGUAACUUUGUUAACAAUACUGUAGGAGUUGUAUUCUAUAGCUGUCCACAUUUUGGCAGCAAACUUGCGGAUAUGCCUUGGCGCAUGGGUCUUGUGUUACGCCCCGCACCUUCUAUAGGAGAACUGAGAAGUGGAUCGCCUAGGUUGGUGGAGCUUAAUGAUUUAGUCCGUCGUCUUCACGAGAAAAAGAUGCUUGAGGUUCUCAGUUUUUGUGAGACCAAGGUAACUCCAAUUGUGGAAGGCUAUGGAGGUUGGGCUUUUCGAAUGGAGAUUGUACCCAUGGAAUCAGCAUAUCCUGGAUUUGGUCAACUUGUUGUGUUGGAUUCAACAGACCAUUUGGAGGCUGUCCCUAGUCUGGGAGUUGGAGGCCCCCAUUCUUCUAGAUACGAUAUUAAAGAGACCCUUACGAAUGUAGAGUUCCAGAUGCGAUGCUGCUCACCACUCCUCGAGGCCAAGGACCCGGUCGAACCGUCAUACCAGGAUUUGCAAUCCGAUACAUUACCUGCUGCUACCUCAGCUGCCAAAGUGAAACGAUUGUUCUUCCUUCUUUGGCCUGGACCUUACUUUUAG
Molecule: messenger RNA, 3789 nt
Organism: Fraxinus pennsylvanica
Lineage: Eukaryota; Viridiplantae; Streptophyta; Magnoliopsida; Lamiales; Oleaceae
Source: the annotation of a GenBank genome assembly